CCGAAAGCUUGGGAUGACUGCCAUCACAACACCUGGCCACAUUGCGGAGAAAAGAUUUUGUCGGAAUAAAUAACUUUUCAGCGAUAAACAAGACAAUUUCAGACCAUUAUCUUACAGACACUCACUACAACAUGGAACGCAAUAACGGACGCUACCCCUACAUUCGCCGCCAGGGCAGCAGCGGUGGCCACAAUACGAUGCACAGCUACCACCACCAUCACAACAAUAAUGCGAGCGGCUCCUCAUCAUCCGGAACGGGGGCGUCAAAUGCACCCGGGAGCUACAACAAUCACAGUGCCGGCAACAACAGCAACGCAAAUACCCUCUACGCAGCCCCCCCGCAGCAGAAUGUGCCCCUCUCGCAGCACGACGAGCUCAUCCGGUAUAUCCGGGAGGCAUGGAACAAGGUCUACGAGCAGGGUACGCCUGUGAUCUACUGCAAUGAAUCAGAUAACCAACUGAAAAACUUUAAGCCGUUCAACCUGGAGGAGUACUGGGGUCAGCGUCUGGUCCAGAACAUUCAUGUGUCCACCACACAGGCCGGUGGGCAUCAGUAGAGAACAGAAUUUAUACAGCGGACAACGGCAUGUGCUGCAUGUGGUAACAAUUAAUUAACUAAUUAUAUAUUUAAAAAAAAGGUGCCAGAUCCUCGAUUAUUGACUAGUAUCCAUGUUAUUGGAAUUUAAAUUAUAUAUUUGAUUGCGCCAUGCUUUGGACCAUUACCGUGUGUAACAUUUUAUUAAAAAAAGAAAUCCACUGCCAGCUGAAAGGCAACUGAUUGUAUUCAAUAUAGCGAUAAUUGGCUAACGAUUAUUCCCAUGGCACCCAGAAUCUAGCAUGCUAUCUGCAUUUAAGUGUUGUGCAUUAUGCCCGCUUACAUUUUGACCAGAACAACAAAAAUAAACGAUAUAGAGCGUAGAAAAAUUAAAA
Molecule: messenger RNA, 930 nt
Organism: Drosophila bipectinata
Lineage: Eukaryota; Metazoa; Arthropoda; Insecta; Diptera; Drosophilidae
Product: putative mediator of RNA polymerase II transcription subunit 15
Source: RefSeq, a predicted model, not a curated record